CAGGAAUUUGGUAUAGUCACACAGGAAAUUUGACUACUUUGCAGAUCAUGGCUGACUUUGAUAUGGUUCUGAAGUUCUGGGGUCCAGUGGAGGCAGACUACCCUGCCCACGGGGGCCUGGUUCUGACCCGUUUAUUCACGGAGCACCCAGACACCCUGAAGCUGUUCCCCAAAUUUGACGGCAUCGCCCAGGGUGACCUGGCUGGUAACGCAGCUAUUUCUGCCCACGGUGCCACUGUGCUGAAGAAGCUGGGUGAGCUGCUGAGGGCCAAAGGCGACCACGCUGCCAUCCUUAAGCCUAUGGCCAACAGCCACGCCACCAAGCACAAGAUCCCCAUAAACAACUUCAAGCUGAUCAGUGAGGUCAUUGUUAAAGUCAUGGAGGAGAAGGCAGGACUCGAUGCCGCCGGGCAGCAAGCCCUGAGGAACGUGAUGGCCACUGUCAUUGCUGACAUUGAUGCCAACUACAAAGAGCUGGGCUUCACCGGCUGAAGAAUGAAGUCACAUGAGUCAUGCCGGGGUCAGACGAGGAAACUUCCCACAUGCAUGUCCUCCUGAAAGUUAAACUAUUUAAUCCUCAGCAAACAUACAAUAACUAAUCUGCCAUUAGAAGAAAUCCUUUGCAGCAUCACCAUAAGAGCUCAAAUACAUGAUAAAAUUUAACUGCAAUCUAUUAUUGCAGUAUUCCUGUACUAGAUUGUGUUAGCUAGUGUAGUUGUAUUCUGUUAUUGUGUUCCCUUCUAUAACUGCUCACUAAUAGAUAUGUUCUUUAUUUCAGUUAAAUUAGAUUAAUCUUGUUCAUGAUUGUUGGCUUACAACAUAUUGUAAACUGCUGUCAAAUAUUACCAAUAAAAUUCCUGUU
Chelmon rostratus (copperband butterflyfish) is the source of this 861-nucleotide messenger RNA. It is a transcript of the gene mb, whose product is annotated as myoglobin. Bases 48 to 491 code for a protein of 147 amino acids. Gene Ontology annotation, cellular component: extracellular exosome. Lineage: Eukaryota; Metazoa; Chordata; Actinopteri; Chaetodontiformes; Chaetodontidae. The transcript is spliced from 4 exons. Gene Ontology annotation, biological process: oxygen transport. The record is from RefSeq and is a predicted model, not a curated record. Gene Ontology annotation, molecular function: heme binding; oxygen binding.